Podospora pseudopauciseta is the source of this 2065-nucleotide messenger RNA. RefSeq lists its product as uncharacterized. NCBI's taxonomy places the organism in Eukaryota, Fungi, Ascomycota, Sordariomycetes, Sordariales, Podosporaceae. The record is from RefSeq and is a predicted model, not a curated record. Bases 1 to 1707 code for a protein of 568 amino acids. Gene Ontology annotation, cellular component: membrane. The transcript has 4 exons. Gene Ontology annotation, biological process: carbohydrate transport; transmembrane transport. Gene Ontology annotation, molecular function: carbohydrate:proton symporter activity.
AUGUCGUCGCACAGUUCUUCUGACGAGAAGCACGCUAUCUCUCACAGCGUUGAGAAGGCGCCUGCUUCUCCCGAGGUUACCCUCACCAGUGCCGGCAAGGCCAAGAAGGCAAAGAAGGAGAAGGUGGUCCACAAUGCCGAGCUUUAUGCUGCCAUCCAGGAGGCCAACAUCAACCCAUACAGCAAGGAGUCGAUCAAGCUCUACUUGUCCGUCUUCAUUGCCUUCUGCUGCGCCUGUGCCAACGGUUACGAUGGCUCCCUCAUGACCUCGAUUAUCGCCAUGAAGUCCUACCAGGCCGUCUUUCCCGUCGGUGACACCGGCCCGCUUGUCUCGGCUAUCUUCUCCCUCUACACUGUCGGUGCCAUGGUUGGUGCCCCAUUUGCUGCUAUCCUCUCGGAUCGCUAUGGUCGUCGCGUUGGUAUGUUCUGUGGUGGUGUUGUCAUCAACAUUGGUAUGAUUAUCAUCUCCACAGCCAUGACCACCCCCCAGUUCAUCGUUGGUCGCUUCGUCCUUGGUCUGGGUAUUGCCGUUAUGACCGUCGCCGCCCCCGCCUACGCUAUCGAGAUCGCCCCCCCACACUGGCGUGGACGUUUCGCUGGUUUCUACAACUGCGGUUGGUUCGGUGGUGCCAUUCCCGCUGCCAUUGUCACUUUCGGCACCAACUACAUGGGCAACAACUGGUCGUGGCGUGUGCCUUUGAUUCUCCAGUCCGCUGCUUGCGUGCUCGUCAUGGGUGCUGUCUGGUUCUUGGAUGAGUCUCCCCGUUUCCUGAUGGCCAACGGCCGCGAGGAGGAGGCCAUCGCUUUCCUUGUCAAGUACCACGGCAACAAGGACCCCAACUCUGCCCUUGUUAGGCUUGAGGUUGAGGAGAUGAGAGAGGGUAUCAGGCUCGACGGUAUCGACAAGGUCUGGUGGGACUAUCGCCCCCUGUUCCUCACCCACAACGGCCGCUGGCGUAUGGCCCAGGUGCUCAUGAUUUCCAUCUUUGGUCAAUUCUCUGGCAACGGUCUCGGUUACUUCAACACCACCAUCUUCCGCAAGUUGGGUGUCACCCAGGUUCCCCAGCAGCUCGGCUACAACAUUCUCAACCAGGGCAUUUCCGCCAUUGGUGCCCUUACUGCCGUCACGCUUACCGACAAGAUGCCUCGCCGCAAGGUCCUCAUCAUCGGUACCACUCUCUGCUCCUUUGCUCUGGCUGCCAACUCGGGUCUUUCCGCCGUGAUUGCCAACCAGGAGGCCGAGAGGGGUGAGGGCAACUUCGACCUCAGCUACGGCAAGGGUGCUCUCGCCUCUUACUUCCUCUUCAACGUUAUUUUCUCGUUCACCUACACUCCCCUCCAGGGUGUCAUCCCCACCGAGGCUCUCGAGACCACCAUGCGUGCCAAGGGUCUGGCUGCUUCCGGCUUCAUCGUCAACGCCGUCUCCUUCAUCAACCAGUUCGCCACCCCCAUUGCUCUUGGAAACAUUGGAUACAAGUACAUCUUCGUCUUCGUCGGCUGGGAUUUGUUUGAGGCGCUUAUGUGGUACCUCUUCUGCGUUGAAUCCCAAGGCCGCACCCUCGAGCAGCUUAACUGGGUCUACGACCAGCCCAACCCCGUCAAGGCCUCGCUCAAGGUCGAUAAGGUCGUCCUCGCUGACGAUGGUACCGUCAUUGAGACCGCAGCGAGGGGCGUUUCCGGCAAUGCUGACCGCGCCGAUGCCAUCUAAGCACCAUCUCACAACAUUACGAGAGUUUGAUGAAAUACCGAUGGGUUAUAUUUGUGUUGUCGCAAAUGGGUUGAGUUUUUGAUGUAAUCUAGGUGUUCCCAAGCGGGAAGAUGGUCGGCUAUGGAGCAAGGUGCAUGAUACCAAACCAAAUCUGCCAAUUUUGAGGAUGCUCAGAUGGUAUUUACGAAUAAUAAUGUGUUGAAACAACUUUUUGCUCCUUCAUCUGAUGUUUGUGACGCGAUGAUGUCUUUGACACCGAAAUCUCGCAUGUGCCUGAUGCCGACCAGCCCAAGAAAGACCAAGACAAAAAGGCCACGAUGUCACGCUGGUAGCGAAACGGCUACGCUAACAAGGGAAC